This is a messenger RNA of Stylophora pistillata, 420 nucleotides long. RefSeq lists its product as uncharacterized. NCBI's taxonomy places the organism in Eukaryota, Metazoa, Cnidaria, Anthozoa, Scleractinia, Pocilloporidae. The record is from RefSeq and is a predicted model, not a curated record.
AUGGCGCAGAACUGGGGACCGCGCAUAACCGCCAUUCCUAUUUGUUCAGAACGAAUGAUUGAGGUUGGCCUUUAUCAGGGGAACGUCAAUGGAGCAACAUUUGAAGGCUUUGUAGAUGAAAAGCUAUGCCUCAACUUGCUUCCAUUUAAUGGAAUCAACCCGCGAUCAGUGGUCAUAAUGGAUAAUGCUGCUAUCCACCACACGCAAGCAGCGACUGACACAAUUAAUGCCACGGGAGCGAUUGUUCUUUUUCUUCCGCCCUACAGUCCUAAUAUCAUGCCGUGUCAGGAACUUUUUGCACAAGUAAAGAGCUGGAUCAGGGAAAACGAUAUAGCCUGCCAAUUUUGCAUGGAUCCAGAACUUAUGGUUGAAGAAGCGUUUCUUCAAGUCACAGAUGAAGACAUCGAAAACUAUCUUUAA